Messenger RNA from Helobdella robusta, 432 nucleotides. RefSeq lists its product as hypothetical. Lineage: Eukaryota; Metazoa; Annelida; Clitellata; Rhynchobdellida; Glossiphoniidae. The record is from RefSeq and is a predicted model, not a curated record. The transcript has a single exon. Bases 1 to 432 code for a protein of 143 amino acids.
AUGGCGCUUCAAAGGGGCAGAAACGGUGAACGGCACGCUCCAAAAAUCGAUGAUGCCGCCAAACAGAUUUCAACCAAACGAAAAACUAAAAAAGAACAUGAAAACUUUUAUGUCGGGAUCAAACAAAAAUUGAGCAACAGUUAUGAACUAUCUUCAGAUAAUAAUAAGAACAUCUUCCAGAUUGGUGAUUUUGACGAUGUGAAUGAUCCACUUGAAAACGAAAAUGACCUCGUUAUAAAUAACAUUAUAACAAAUCACGGCAGAAUAUCAUUAUCAGAUGUGAACGCAUCCAACGAGGAGCGAGUUGAAAAAUGGAAAAACACGUCGGCUGCAAACGUGCCGCUGAGAAAUGAAAUAAUGCUGGCCGUAAUCAUACUAUCUGUUCUUGCUACCGCCAUUUUUAUUCUGGCGGUCAUUCUUUUAAGGUUGUGA